AUGGAGAACGUGAGUAGGUUUCUAACCCCCAUUAACAGUUCCCUGGCAAACCCAAUUUCUGCCGGCACUGGUUCAAUCUACAAGUCCAUAGAGUACAAAAGUGUUUCAGUGCUGCUUGUGUUGACCAUCUGUGGAAUCGGUAUUAUCGGGAAUAUGAUGGUGGUGCUGGUGGUUCUGACCACCAGACACAUGAGAACCCCGACUAAUUGCUAUCUCGUCAGUCUCGCCGUGGCUGAUCUGAUGGUCCUAGUGGCCGCAGGGCUUCCCAACGUCUCUGACAGUCUGACCGAGGCAUGGAUCUAUGGGCAUGCGGGCUGCCUGGCCAUCACUUACCUCCAGUACUUGGGCAUCAAUGUGUCAUCCUGCUCCAUCACAGCAUUCACCGUGGAAAGAUACAUCGCCAUCUGCCACCCGAUGAAAGCCCAUUCCAUAUGCACCAUAUCCAGAGCCAAAAAAAUCCUAGCCUUCCUCUGGACCAUCACCUCCUUCUAUUGCAUGCUCUGGUUCUUUCUGGUGGACAUCAACAUCAACAGCAGGCAGCAUGCCGAGUGUGGUUACAAGGUCUCUAGGAACCUGUACUUGCCCAUCUAUUUCAUUGAUUUCACCAUCUUCUACGUCAUUCCUCUGGUAGUGGCCACAGUGCUAUAUGGACUGAUUGGCCGGGUGCUCUUCCUCAGUCCAAUUCCUACCAGGAUGGAGAUGGGAGUCAAGAGUUGGAAGGAGCGUACUGAGGCAGAACGCAAGAGCUCGGAGUCUCCUGGUGGUACUGUCUCAUGCCGGAUAAGCAAAGGGGCCAUCUCGUCCAGAAAACAGGUUACUAAGAUGCUGGCUGUGGUGGUCAUUCUCUUUGCUUUGCUCUGGAUGCCAUACAGGACAAUUGUUGUGGUCAAUUCCUUCAUAGAGAAACAAUACGACAAUGCUUGGUUCCUUUUAUUUUGCAGACUUUGUGUGUACGCCAACAGUGCUAUCAAUCCGGUCAUUUAUAACCUAAUGUCUCAGAAAUUCAGAUCCGCUUUCAAAAAACUGUGCCACUGCAGCCACGACGAUUCCCAGCGCCAUCCCUUGUACAGAAACCCAGUGAAUUACAGUGUGGUGCGGGAGACAAUCAACCGAAGCCCUGAAGUCAAUGGCCAGAAGCAAGGCAAGGCACAGGCUCAAGAGAGCAAAGGCAUCGGCACCAACAAGGAAGAUCCUAAACUUACCACAGAAGAGGAGAUGUACUUCAGUGUUGUUUGA
Messenger RNA from Callorhinchus milii (elephant shark), 1236 nucleotides. RefSeq names its product thyrotropin-releasing hormone receptor-like. Gene Ontology annotation, molecular function: thyrotropin-releasing hormone receptor activity. The coding region runs from base 1 to 1236 and encodes 411 amino acids. Gene Ontology annotation, biological process: phospholipase C-activating G protein-coupled receptor signaling pathway. The record is from RefSeq and is a predicted model, not a curated record. The transcript is spliced from 2 exons. Lineage: Eukaryota; Metazoa; Chordata; Chondrichthyes; Chimaeriformes; Callorhinchidae. Gene Ontology annotation, cellular component: membrane.